Molecule: messenger RNA, 1023 nt
Organism: Fusarium sp. VM40
Lineage: Eukaryota; Fungi; Ascomycota; Sordariomycetes; Hypocreales; Nectriaceae
Source: the annotation of a GenBank genome assembly
AUGGCGCGCGUCUACGCAGAUGUCAACCAGAACAUGCCCCGCAGCUACUGGGACUAUGACAGUGUUAACAUUAGUUGGGGUGUCCUAGAAAACUACGAAGUAGUGAGAAAGAUUGGCAGAGGAAAAUACUCGGAAGUUUUCGAAGGCAUUAAUGUGGUCAACUAUCAGAAAUGCGUAGUCAAGGUCCUCAAGCCUGUUAAGAAGAAGAAGAUCAAGCGUGAAAUCAAGAUCCUGCAGAAUUUGGCUGGCGGCCCCAAUGUUGUUGCCUUGCUUGAUGUUGUUAGAGACUCGCAGAGCAAGACUCCAUCUCUCAUCUUCGAGCACGUCAACAACACCGAUUUCCGAAGCCUCUACCCCAAGUUUAACGAUAUUGAUGUCCGAUUCUACAUCUUUGAGCUCCUCAAAGCUCUCGAUUUCUGCCACAGCAAAGGAAUUAUGCAUCGAGAUGUCAAGCCUCAUAACGUUAUGAUCGAUCAUGAGAACCGCAAACUUCGUCUUAUUGAUUGGGGUCUGGCCGAGUUCUACCACCCCGGUACCGAAUACAACGUUAGAGUCGCCUCUCGUUAUUUCAAGGGCCCCGAACUGUUGGUCGAUUUCCAGGAGUACGAUUACAGUCUUGAUAUGUGGAGUCUGGGAGCUAUGUUUGCCUCCAUGAUCUUCCGCAAGGAGCCCUUCUUCCACGGAAACAGCAACUCGGAUCAGCUUGUCAAGAUUGCUAAAGUUCUCGGCACCGACGAUCUUUUUGACUAUAUCGACAAGUACGAGAUUGAGCUAGACGCGCAAUACGAUGAUAUCCUCGGACGAUUCCAGAAGAAGCCCUGGCACAGCUUUGUCACUUCGGAGAACCAACGAUUUGUGUCCAAUGAAGCUAUUGACUUCCUGGACAAGCUACUGCGAUACGACCACCAGGAACGUUUGACCGCCAAGGAGGCCCAAGCUCACCCCUACUUCAACCCUGUCCGCGACCCUGAGGUCUUCAAGCAGCACCUCGCAGCUGCCAACGGCACCGCCAACAAGUCCUGA